Molecule: messenger RNA, 841 nt
Organism: Racocetra persica
Lineage: Eukaryota; Fungi; Glomeromycota; Glomeromycetes; Diversisporales; Gigasporaceae
Source: the annotation of a GenBank genome assembly
CGGUCAAGGUGUUCCAUUAGCAUGGUUAUUAACAGAAUCUCAAGACUCUGAAACAAUCAAGCUAUGGCUUCAUGCUUUGAAAGAGGAUGUUUGGAUUGACCCGGUAAAUGUAAUCUUGGAUAAUGAUGAUGCAAAAAUUAGUACAAUCUGUGAUAUUUUUACUAUGUCAAAUAUUUUUUUAUGUUGGUGGCAUGUCAAACGUGUAUGGCGUAGAUGGAUUAAUAAACAAAUACCAGGAAAAGAGCGCAAUAAUUUGUUUCAAGAUCUAAAUCAACUACUUAGUAUUUCUGAUAAAAGUGAAGUAAAUAAUGCUCUUAUUAAAUUUGAGCAAAAAUGGCAACAUACAGCUGCGCAUGAGUUAGGUGUUAGGAGAAUGAAUUCACACUAUAAAGUUUGGAGGCAAUUUGAAUUAAAUUCUGUUGCCAUUGAUAAUGGUUCAAUUUUUCACUUAAAUGAGUCUACAUAUUUUGUCAAAUCAACUCAGAGUGAGAAUGAUUAUAUGAUUGAGCAAAUGGGAGAUAAUGCAUUAACCCUUACCUGUAAUUGUGAAGCAUAUAUAGGAAAUCCAGUACCUUGCAAACAUAUAUUCGUUGUCACGCGUAAAUAUAGUAUUAAAAUCCCUGAACAAACCACUUACUUACCCCUACUUAAUGACGAUGAACAAUUUACUAUCGACAACUCAAUUAUUAGGAUUCAAGAAAAUAACUUUAAAAAAAAGAUUGAAGAAAUGAAUCACCAUAUUAACCAACAGCUAGAAAGGUUAGACAAUCUUUGUCAAAAAAUGGAUCUGAACAGUAUACCUUUAGAAAAAAAAGAAGAUAUUGCUAAUAAGCUGGAAGAA